Molecule: messenger RNA, 3509 nt
Organism: Andrographis paniculata
Lineage: Eukaryota; Viridiplantae; Streptophyta; Magnoliopsida; Lamiales; Acanthaceae
Product: RNA polymerase II C-terminal domain phosphatase-like 1
Exons: 16
Coding region: 400-3084 (894 amino acids)
Molecular function (GO): RNA polymerase II CTD heptapeptide repeat phosphatase activity
Source: RefSeq, a predicted model, not a curated record
CUUGUAUGUAUUGUUGGUUUGGGAUCUAGGGUUUCCUUCUCUUCGUCACAUCCGGAUUCACUCAACGAAUGCUUCUAUUUAACUCCUCCGGGCUCGCUUCAAGAACCUUGCUUGGCUCUCAUUUUCUUAAAUUUGAUCCAAUCAAAUCAGGGAUUCGACCACCGCCGGAAGGAAUCUUGAUUUAUAAACCCUAACAACGUCGGUCUUUUUCUCGAUUUCAUCCAUCUGUAAAUCUGGAAAAUUUGGACCGAGGAAUUUCAAAGACAAUUACAUGGAGGAGUGUGCUUACACUUGCUUGAUUAUGCACUGAAUUAUAUAUAUUUUCCCCAAAUUGACGCAUCACAUUCCGGGAAAAGAAAUUUCUAGAGUUUUCUAGUUAACAAUUCUGGAGGAGGAACAAUGUAUAGAAAACUGGUGGUGGUAUAUGAAGGGGAGAAGGUGCUGGGGGAGGCGGAGUUGCACCCUCAGGACCGCGGCGUUUUUGGGGAGGAGCUGAGGGAAAUUCGAGUAUCACAUUAUUCACGGCCAAGCGAGAGGUGUACGCCGCUCGCCGUACUUCUCAUCGCAAAUUCCGCCGGAAUAUGCUUCAAACUGGAGUCUACGACAAAGAACCAUGACUCUCCACUGUCUAAUUUGCACGCUACCUGUCUCAGAGAUAACAAGACUGCAAUAGCAUACAUUGGAGGAAGGGAGGUUCAUUUAGUUCCAAUGCAUUCUAAGAAGUACGAAGGACGGACCCCAUGCUUCUGGGGCUUCAAUUUGGCAUCAACCCUUUACGAUUCUUGUCUUCAGAUGCUGAAUCUCAGGUGCCUUAGCAUUGUUUUCGAUCUUGAUGAAACACUCAUAGUUGCGAACACACUUCGCUCCUUUGAGGACAAGAUCGAGGUAUUACAUAGAAAAAUGAGCUACGCGUCCGAUCCACUUCGAGUUUCUGCCUUGAUGGCAGAGGCUGAACGUUAUCAGGAGGAUAAGAAUUUGCUGAAGCAAUAUGCAGAAACUGAUCAGGUGAUUGACAAUGGGAAGAUUAUCAAGUCACAAUCUGAGGUGUUCCCAGCCCUGUCUGAGACUUAUCCAUCUAUUAUUCGCCCGGUUAUACGUCUUCAAGAUAGGAAUAUUAUUCUCACUCGCAUUAAUCCACUGAUACGCGAUACAAGUGUACUUGUAAGAUUACGGCCCGCGUGGGAGGAUCUUAGAAGUUACUUGAUUGCCAAAGGUCGAAAGCGAUUUGAAGUCUUUGUAUGCACAAUGGCUGAACGGGAUUAUGCUCUAGAAAUGUGGAGACUUCUUGAUCCAGAUUCGAAUUUGAUAAACUUGGGGGAGCUGUUGGGCCGCGUUGUGUGCGUCAAGUCUGGUACUCGGAAAUCACUAUGCAAUGUAUUCCAAGUUGGAAACUGCCAUCCUAAGAUGGCAUUAGUGAUUGAUGACCGCUUAAUUGUCUGGGAUGACAAAGAUCAACCGCGAGUUCAUGUGGUUCCUGCGUUUGCUCCAUAUUAUGCCCCUCAAGCUGAGGCCAACAGCACUGUACCCGUGCUCUGUGUUGUGAGAAAUGUGGCCUGCAAUGUAAGGGGUGGAUUUUUCAAGGAAUUUGAUGAGUGUCUGCUGCAUGAAAUCUCUAAAGUUGCAUAUGAAGAUGACAUUAAAGAUGUGCCAUGUUCACCUGAUGUGAAGAACUACUUGAUUUCGGAGGCGGCAAUUUCGUCAUCUUCAACUUCUCAACCUGUUCAGAACAUAGAUCCCAGAAUUUCUGCAGUGCUGCAGAGCAAGAUGCCAUCAUCUUUCUUUACCACCCCUCCAUUAAAGAUGCAGUUGCCAGCUCUGUCCUCUCCAAAUCUGCAGUAUCCUAUUGCUAGUACACAGCUUAAACCAGCAGUGGCUCAAGUCCGGCAAGCAGAAACAACCUCACUCAGUUCUCCUGCAACGGAAGAGGGCGAGGUACCUGAAUCAGAAUUAGAUCCCGACACAAGGAGGAGACUGCUGAUUCAGCAGCAUGGUCACCACAUGAAAGGACAACAUCAUGCAAAUGAAGCUCAGGUUCUUUCCCAACAACCCAUGCAAGCAUCCUUGCCUGGAAGCCAGUCAAGUGGUCGGUUUCCUGUUGAAGAAGAGUCGGGCUCGAGACAAUUGAACCGAUUUGCACAGCACAAGGAAUUCCCAUUGCCGGAAGAUACUAUCCCUAGUGAUAAGAUUCAGAUUCAACAACAAUGGUUUCCCCAGAGAAAGGAGCCAUCUACACCACUUGGUGGAGUUGUCCAUGAAAGCCCGAGGUUACCGAAGAGAGAAGAACAAUCCAAACAAAAUCAACUACUACCUCCUAUGCAUUCUUUGUCUGCCAACAAAGAUUCUGAUCUUGAAGCAGGACAAAUUAGUCUGCAUUCUGAAACAUGUACUGGAGCAUUGCAGGAAAUUGCAUUUAAAUGUGGAGCAAAGGUGGAAUUCAAACAAACUCUUGUCUCGAGUGCGGAGCUGCAGUUCUUUGCGGAGGUUUUGUUUUCUGGGGUGAGAAUUGGUGAAGGAUUUGGUAGAACAAGAAGAGAAGCACAACGUCAGGCUGCUGAAGGAUCACUUCUAUAUUUGGCUGAUAAAUACCUCUCGCAGCUUGGACCUGAUGCCAAUCCCUUGCGACUUGAGUCAUCACCGAAGGAAGGGAGUAUGAACCUAUCAAUGCUACCUUCACGGCAAAAGAUUCUGGACCCAAGAAUUGAGGCCUCCGAGAAGCAAUUGGGUUCCAUUGCUGCUCUUAAGGAGUUAUGCACAUCGGAAGGGCUGAGUAUAUCAUUCCAAGCCCAACCUCCGGUCUUGGCUAAUCCCGGCCAGAAAGUUGAAGUCCAUGUACAGGUUGAAAUUAAUGGGCAAGUCUUGGGCGCGGGAGCCGGGCUAACAUUGGAUGAGGCUAAAUCACAGGCUGCUGAAAAGGCCAUGGGAGCCGUGCAAUCCAUGGUGGCUCAGGUCCCUCAGAGGCAUCAAGGUUCACCAAGAUCCAUGCAGGUCAUGCCAAACAAAAGGAUGAAACCAGACCCGUCUAGAGUGCAUCGGCAAGUGCCAUCAUCGGGCAGGUAUCAAAAGCUUGGAUCACCUGUACCAUGAAAUCUUCAUUUCCUGCUUUGUUGUGUAACCCCUGCACAAAGUUGUAUGACAUAGGCGACAAAUGCCCCUGAAGUUAGGUGGCUGUUGUUUAAAUGAGCAGAGAGCCCAUUGGCCAAGCUUACAUUUUUUCGUUCUUUUUGUUUCUUUGGGAGUUUGUUGAAGAAGAGAUCUGUUUUUCUUUUGGGUGCUGGAGAUUCACCAGCUCCCGCUUAGUUUGAAAAUUGGGUAUUGUUUUGGGGGACAAAAUGCAAAAUUGUUGUAUUCCCCCUUUUUUGUUUCUAGUGUAAAUAAUUGAAGCAAGCAUUGAUUCAAGGGAUUUCAUAGAAAGUAUUGCUAAUGUUGCUGGUGUUCUUCCGACGCUGCUGAAUUGGUUCUGUCAUUAUUAUGUACAGAUGGGGAAAUUGGCUUGGGAUGUUACCCUUUUU